CUUUGUAAUGAACUCGCCCAGCUGUGCCAAGCAACCAUCAACAAAAAUGGCGGACUCUAACAUCAAUAAUGCAAGAACUGAGGUUUUGGCCUGUCAUAUGUGAUAACCGUCAUCAGAGCUGGCCCUCAACUUUCUGUAUUCAAUACUUAUGAAUGCAGGGUAGCUGCAGACGAAAGAACUGCGAAAAAUGACGUCCCGUAUCACACUUUCCUCCAACAGGGAUUUCUUGACCCAAGCGGAGCAGAGAAGCCGGUUCCUCCGGCACGGCCCAAACUUCCAGCAGGAGCUGGCCCUGAAGAAGGAGCUGGCUGACCUGGAGAGGAAGUCCAUCGCUGAGAUCAGGGCGAUCAAGGCAGCAGCUAAACAACAGCCACUGGACGAGGAGACAGAAGCUGUCAUCAAGCUGACUCCAAGGUUUGUGCCUGAUAGAAAACAGCCCCCCAUCAAGAGAACUGAACCCAUCUUCCAUGAUGAGCUGACAGAAAAGAUGAUUUCCCGAGAGCCCUCCUUUCAGGAGCCAUCUGCCACCCUGUCCACCUACAACCCUCUGGAGAAGUCUGAAGUGCCUCCUCCAACACAGAAAACUAGGAAGUACCCAUAUCAGAAGGAGGAGGUGGUGUUUGUGGAAGACAUGAAGAGGCCCAGAGUCACUUCCAUGGGAGUUCUUCCCUCCAGGCAAAGUACUGAAGUGGAGGGUCUGGCUGUUCUGAUGGAAGGCAAACCUGCAGUUCCUCCACUGAGGGAGAUCUCUCUGCCUGCUCCCACACCAACUACAGAGGUCACCAUUGAGCCCAAGUAUGAGUUUAUGGAGUCCACAGAAGAAGGGACCGCUGAGACCCCCAUCGGCAAACCAGGUGCCGCACCAGCCAUCGCCAGUGCAGCCGGUACAACAGGACCGGCCCCGUUCUCAGCCAGGUCCAAACCCCCGCCCAGACCCAGGUCUAUCACCAGUGGCAGCCCCACACCACGGCCUCCCAAAUCACCACCCAAGACUCCAGACAAAGGAGCAAAGCUACGGAGGAAGACGGUAGCAAAGAGUAGUGCCAGCAGGACGACAAGUAUGAAAUCCUCCACCACUGUCAGGUCCUCCCAGCAACGAACACCUACAAGGGCAAAGGUCAUCGGCGAGUCAGAUGAGGAAGAUGAAGCAGACAGCUCUUCAGAAGAAGAGGAGUUGCUGACCCUGAGGAGUAAGCCCCAGUCCAGGGUGGGGUUUGCAGACGAUGUGGUGAUUGACGGGGAGCUCUCCCCACCCCCCAGGAGGAGGGUCACCCCCAGGGUCAGGUCUGGGGAGGGGGAGAAGAUCAAACCAGGCAGUGCAGACUCUGAGGCCUCCCAGAAGUCCAUGAAGGAGCUGCUGGCUGAAGCCGAGGCUCUGGCCGCUCCCGGGGCCGACCCACUCUACAAGGCACGGCGGGGGUCGGGCAGGUCCAAGUCAACGGAGGAGGAGAAAAAAUCUGACACACCUCCCGCUAAGGCUGAGAGAUCGGUGGAUGAAAUUAUCGCCACCUUAAGAGCAACCUCUAAGGAUGGAAGAGCUGCCCCUGUGAAGACGGAGGCUGACAGGAAGAUCCAGGAGAUCAUGGAGCGUGUGAUGACUCGAGCCAGCGCCGUGCUGAGUGAGCUGGGAGUGGAGACAACGCUCACCAAACCUGUGCAGGAGGAGGAGGAACCAACACAGGAGGUGGAUGAAGGAGAGAGUGAAGAAGAGGAUGAAGAAGAGAGUGAGGGAGAGAUGGAAGAACUAGAAGAAGGGGAAGAGGAGAAGAAGUUGGUUCCUACCAUUGAAGUUGCUGAGCCCACCCCCAUGGCCGGGGCGGAUGCCAGGUCCCCCCUCCCCCCACCCCCUCCGUUUGUGAGCACAGAGGUCAGCACAGCGGCUCCAUCAGUCACUGAGGUCCUCUCUCCUGAGCUGCAGCUGGGGGUGGAGGAACCGGCGGUGGUGGAGAUCUCACCUGCAGAACUGGCUCAGGCCUGGAAGGACCUGACAGCGCCUGCAGAAGUGACCCAUGAGGAUGUGGUGAACAUGGAGGGACUUCCUGUGGAACUGUCGGAGAAGUGGAGCGUGUUGGACGUCCGCCCCUCCCAGGUCACCGUCCCUCCCCGACCUGUCCUGCCGCUCACACAGUCUGUCUCCUUCUCAGCACUCAGGGCACCUCAGGAGGACACAGUGCCAAAGGAGGUCCAGCCCAGAGUGCGUGACAGCUCCCACACCAUCCACCACUUCUGCACGUCCGUCCCAGCAGCCGUCCUGCCCCCACACCUCAGGAACAUCAGCAGGUUCCACCACACAUGGUCCAAGUUCUUCCAGCCAGAGUACUACUCAGACGAGACGUUGAGUGAGACAUCAGAAGACAGCGGGGUCGCGCCGUCUGUCACUACUACCGUACGCGACGCGGACAACACCUACAGGAUUGAGGCCGCGGCGCAGCGUGUGAUGGACAAGCUCCAACCCUCGCGCCAACCACUGGACCUGGAGGGGUGGAAGGCUCUGGCGCAGGAGAUGGUGGAGGGACCAAAUCUCUCUAUUGAUGGGACGAAGAUGGACAUCAAAGAAGACAUCUCACGGCUGUACUGGACCCCCGCCCCGCCCAAACUGGACCUGCCCCCGUCCUACAUCCGCAGCAGGGUGUGUCCCGACUACGUUCCCGUGGAGACGGCAGGGACCAUCAGUCCGGAGAAGAGCAGUCUGAUGGAGUUCUCGGAGGAGGAGAGUGAGGAGGAGGAGGAGGAGGAAGAGGAGGAGGACCCAGAGGAGAGGGAACAGAGAGAGAGACUGUUGCGACACAAGCACCCGUCAGCGACUGACCUGACGAAGCUUGCCCGGCUGCAGCUGGAGUGGGACCUGCAGGGAGGUCAGCCGUCACCUGAGAGGACAGAGGAGUCCCUCGCACCUACACCUGCCUCUGGGCUCACCACCAAGACUAGGGAUGAAGAGGUAUCGGAGGCAUCCUUCACAUCUGAGAUGUUCUACAUGAAGACGAGGGAGCUGGAUGACGAUGAGAUCUUCACGCCGGCGGUGGUGCGGCGGAGACGCGCCCAGUCCGCCCCUCAGCUGUUUGAGGAGGGGGAGGAGGUGUUCUCUGUUCCCGCUGACUUUGACACCAGCAUCAGGGAGCUGAAGUACCAGGCACAGAAGAUAUCUGAGCUGAAGGCCUCCAGGGGACAGGUGCCUGCUAAGGGCACAGGGGAAGAGGCAGCAGAUCCAGCAGCUAUAGCAGCCACCACAGUCACCUCCCCUGGGAAGGAACCAGCCCAGGAGAAGGGUCUGAUCAUCAAACCUCCCAAACCUACACCUGCCGAGCUGGCACGGGAGGCUGGCAUGAAGUACAUCAUCUACCCCAAGAAGAAGAAGAAAAAACCCGCCAAGAAAACCAUCGGGUUAGAAAAGGCACUGGAGAUACAGGAAGAGCUGCUGACCACACACCACAGACUGCAGCGGUCCGCGUCCCUCCCCAAGCUGGACCUUCCCGUGGAGCGCAUGCUGCGAGUCCCGCCUCAUGUCAGGACUGGAACCCGCGGGAGUGUCGGCAACAUCCCCACCUUCCUGCAGUACUCCAGCGACAGGAACAUGCCCGGUGACGCCGACAUGCGAGAGUGGGUGAGGGACAUCUGGAACGAAUGGUUCGAUGAGGUGUUUCCUUCCAGUGAGGACGGCUGGUCUGAGAUGUCCAGCGUGGUCAGUGAACUGGACACAGAGAGAAAGCCCACCACCGCACCGGUCAUCACUGCUGAUGCUAUAGAGAGCAUAGAGCCUAUAGGAGAACGCGAGGAGGACAGAGCAUUGGUGGAAGCACUCCAGGACGAGGCCAGACAACUCACAGAGAGGAUAGAGAGGGAUGGAGAGACGCCAUUUGACUUGUGCAGGAGGGGAGCCAUCCACCGUAAGCUUGGACUACUCAAGAAGGCUGAAUACGACCUCAGCAAGGCGAUACUCUUAGAACCGAAGCUUCUGGAUGCCUACUGGCACAGGCACCUCCUUCAUCUGGUACAGGAGAAGCCAGCAGCUGCUAUUGAGGACUUGAACUUCAUCCUGAAGCAUAACAAGAAGCACGUGGGAGCGUACCGGUCGCGGGCGGAGGUGUACAGGAAACAGGACGACUACACGUCAGCGAUCGUGAACUACACACAGGCCAUCAAGCUGCAGCCUGACGAUCACGAGGCUUACUAUUACAGAGCUGAGAUGUAUGAGAAGAAGGGGGACAUGUUGCUGGCCCUGGAGGACUUUGCCCAGGCCACGCGCCUCAUGCCCUCCCGCACCGAGGCAGUCAUGAAGCACGGCCUAUACUACUUCAACAACGGGAACUGGAUCGGAGCGGUCAAUGACUUCACAGCCCUGCUGCAGCAGGAACCCAACAACGCCGUAGCCAGGACGUACCGCGGGAGGGCGUACGCUCAGCAGGGACACUACAGCAGUGCUGUAGAGGACUUGUCUGCUGCCAUCCACCUGGAUCCUAACAACGCCAUCGCCUUCUACCACCGCGGCUGUCUCCUCAGGAAGGUCCACCCUAAGAAGUCUCUACAGGACCUGAGUGUCUCCAUCCUGCUGGACGACUCGGAAGACAACGUCAAGGCCAUCCUGCACAGGGGCAUACUGUAUACGGACAUGGAGAGGUGGACAGAUGCGAUCUCAGACUUUGAGCAUGCGCUGAAGCUGGACAGGAACCUGGCGUGUGCUCACGUCAACCUGGGGCUCAUCUUCCUGCACCAGCUGGAGAACUACUUCAAGGCUAUCGGCCGCUUCACCCAGGCCAUCAAAACUGACCCCACAUACAUCAGGGCAUACAUCUGUAGGUCAGAGGCCUACCACAAAAUACAUAAGAGGAAACAGGCCCUACUAGACAUCACCCGUGCCAUCCACCUGCGGCCUGACGUCCAGCAUUACUACAUGCGGCGCGGCCAGCUCCUAUUACAGAUGAAGAACCUGGAGCUGGCCAGCUUCUGUGUCCAGCACGCCUCGGAGCUGAAGGACGGUCUGGGGGCGUCGUCCACCCAGCAGGCCGUGGUGCAGUCCUUCCUGAAGCAGCAUGACAAGGCUGUGGAGACCAUGGCUCAGGCCUGCAGGGUCAAACCUUCUCCUCAGAUGUACACACUGCUGGGAAAAACUCAGAUGAAGGCCAAGCAGUUUGAGGAUGCUGUUGGAACAUACAAGCGUGCUAUCCAGCUGCUCACUCCCUGGCAGGCAAAACAGCCCAUGCCAUGGGAGGCAGCAGAGGUGUACUAUUACCUGGGGCUGUGUCACCUGGAGCUGUUCCAGUACAUGGAUGCACUCGAGGCCUUCAACAAUGCUCUAAAGGUGAACCCAUCCUAUGCUGAAGCGUACUACCAGCGAGGUCUGACCAGACUGAGACUGAAGCAGUCCAAGGGCAUCCAGGACUUCAACAGAGCACUGGCACUGGAUCCUUACAUCUUCCAGGCAUUCCUGAGUCGUGCGGCGUACUACGGAAUGAAGGGACGUUACACCAAGGCCAUCAUGAACUGUAACGAGGCCAUCAAACUACAGCCCAACAGUGUCAGGGCUUACCUCUACAGAGGUGCGCUGAAGUACUAUGUGAAGACCUACAAGCUGGCUGUGAAGGACCUGUCUAAAGCUGCCUCCAUCGACAGGACCUGCUCAUUAGCAUACUUCAACCGGGCGGUCUGCUACCACGAGAUGAAGGACUUUGAGAAGGCCCUGCAGGAUUAUGGGAUAGUCCUACUGCUGGAGGAGAAAAAUCUCAAGGUGCUGAUUAACCGAGGCCUGCUGUAUUUUGAGCAGAAGGACUACAGGAAUGCUCUCCAGGACUUCAUGGCAGCCGCACAGGUUGAUGUAAAAGACCCCAAGCUGUGCCACACGGUGGGUCUGUGCCGUCACAAGUUGGACAAGCUGGAGGAUGCCGUGGACAGUUUCUCCCAGGCCAUCCAGGUGGACCCGUUCUUCAUCGACGCGUACAUCGGGAGGGGGAACGCCUACAUGGACUACGGACACGAGGAGGGGAUCCUCAUGGCCAGGAAAGACUACGAACACGCCCUCAGGCUGGACCCCACAAACGUCACGGCCAGAGUCAACCUGGCAUACAAUCUACAGGUGUUUGGGAAGUUCAUGCAGGCUUGGAGACAGUUCACAGCUGCGGUGGACAUGUCACCCAGGUUCAAACCUGCGCUGGAGGGCCGCGCUGUGGUCAACCUGCAGAUGUCCAACACCUACGCCGCCUGGGUGGACAUCAACGAUGCGGUCAAGAUCGGACCUUCGGCAGAACUGUACACGAACAGGGGCGUCAUCAACCAGUUUAUGGAUGACUACACCAACGCCAUUAAGGACUACAAGUCAGCCCUGCAGCUGGACCCAACCUUCUCCCUCGCCUACUUCAAUGCUGCCAACCUGUACUUCCACAUGAAGCAGUUCACACAGGCAAAAGACUUCUAUGACAAGGCUGUUCAGUGUAACUCCAAGGAUGAGUCUGCCCAUCUCAACAGAGCCAUUACAAAGGUGAUGUUGAAGGACACCAAAGGUGCCCUUGAGGAUUUCAAGAUGGCCGCCCAGCUCAGUCCCUACUCGGCGCACGUGUACUUCAACAGGGGAAACCUGUACGCUGGUCUGAAACAGUACGACAAGGCUGAGAAGGACUACACACAGGCCCUGUCCCUGCAGCCUGAUGAUGCGCUGGUGUACAAGCGGAGAGCGGACGUUCGCGGGAAGCUGUCCCGUACGCAGGACGCCAUCCAGGACUACAGGAGGGCCGUGGAGAUACAGGCCAGGAUGCAGAGGAUGAACGUGCACUAA
Molecule: messenger RNA, 6763 nt
Organism: Branchiostoma belcheri (Belcher's lancelet)
Lineage: Eukaryota; Metazoa; Chordata; Leptocardii; Amphioxiformes; Branchiostomatidae
Exons: 37
Coding region: 188-6763 (2191 amino acids)
Molecular function (GO): protein binding
Source: RefSeq, a predicted model, not a curated record